AUGAGUUACGAGGACAAUAUCCGCAAGGCUCUAGCUAGGGGCUUGUUCCAGAACAUCGCCAUCCACAGCGAAAAGUUCGAGCACACCUACAAAACGAUCAAUGACAACUUUCCCGCAUUGAUCGAAGCCGAAAGCGCAAUCGCGAUGAUGCAACACAAGUGGAUAGUGUUCAAUAAGAUCACUCAUGUCGGCAAAUCGUUCAUCAACACCGCCACUGCGGUAGAGCCGGAGUGGAUUGUCGAUCUUCCUUAUUUCCAAGACGACAACCUCGCACAGAAGCGAAACGGUGGCCCGCGCCAACCCCUUGUCAAGGAGGCACUCGAUGCAGCUCGUGCUCGUGUACAGUCAUAA
Fusarium poae is the source of this 351-nucleotide messenger RNA. RefSeq lists its product as uncharacterized. The coding region runs from base 1 to 351 and encodes 116 amino acids. The transcript is spliced from 2 exons. NCBI's taxonomy places the organism in Eukaryota, Fungi, Ascomycota, Sordariomycetes, Hypocreales, Nectriaceae. The record is from RefSeq and is a predicted model, not a curated record.